This is a messenger RNA of Trichomonas vaginalis G3, 1395 nucleotides long. Its product is annotated as keratin-associated protein family. The record is from RefSeq and is a predicted model, not a curated record. The transcript has a single exon. NCBI's taxonomy places the organism in Eukaryota, Parabasalia, Trichomonadida, Trichomonadidae. Bases 1 to 1395 code for a protein of 464 amino acids.
AUGAAAUCAUCAGAUAAAACCUUUGAUAUAGAUUCUUUUGAAUGGUUAUGUUUCGAUGGAGUGACCACGUAUUUAUUUUAUACAGCUGGAGUGCUUUAUUAUUUUAAAACAAAUGAUUUUAAAAACUAUGAAUCAUUUACUCCAUCUGUUUUGAAUCCUGAUACACGAAAGCCAAUCAUUAAUCCAAGAAUUUUAUAUGUUGAAUAUAAUAACGGUAAAUUUAUGGGAAUGAUAACGGUUGGAGAUGAUUUUUGCCCUUGUUAUUCAUUCGAUUGUAUCCAAUGGUUCAAAUGUAAUUUAAAUCAAGAUGCUAAAUUUAAAUAUCCAAAUAAUCCUAUUAGAUGCGUUAAUAAUAAAUGGGUACUAAUUUAUGAAGUCAAUCAAAUUUUCAUUAGUGAGGAUGGGAUAAAUUAUUAUAUGUUUAGUAUGAUGUCAUCAGAUUUGGAAAUUGAUUAUACAAGUAAAUGGUAUUACAUUAACAACAUGUAUUUUAUCCUACAAAAUGAUAAAAUUUAUAGAUCAUAUUCAAUACCACAAGGUCAAUUUGAACAAAUUUUUCAAGCUGAUGGAGACAUUGAAGCUUUAUGUUAUGGAUCAAAUGUUUAUGUUCUCGUUUCAGGUGGAAUGGUCUAUUCAUAUCCUGUAAGUUAUAACAGACAUAUUUAUUUAUCACAGGAUUUAUCAAAUUGGGAAUUAGUUUAUUCAUUCACUCCAAAAUUUACUCGAAAUUAUAGAUUUACUAAUUUAUUUUAUAUUGAUGGGUAUUUCAUUGCUUUAGGAUGUGGUGAUUUAGUAAAUAUCAGUAGUGAUGGAAGAAACUGGUCUGAAAUCACAAAAUUUCAAGAUGUACGAAAAGCUAUUUUCAAAAAUAAUACGUUAAUAUUGAUAACAAGACCGGUUUUAAAUACUCGCCCAGUUUCAAUAUUAUAUAAUAAAUUCAAUAUUCAUAAUGGAUUAAAUACAACUCUUGAGAUGAUUUACCCCAUUGGUUCAAUAUAUACAUCAAUGAAUUCAACAAAUCCAGCUGAUGUAUUCGGUUUCGGUACAUGGCAACAAAUAACCGAUCGUUUCCUCUAUUGUGCUAAUAGUUCAAAACAAACCGGUGGUUCAAAGAAAAUUAAAGAAGCAAACCUUCCACCGCAUAAGCAUACAGGAACUACAAACUUUUCUGGCGACCAUAGACACUCAUUAAGAGACCACCCAUUAUACAACUCAGACUAUGAAGCUGGUUAUGAUGUUUUAUCUCCAGCUUAUAACGAUUCAACAAAAAAGACUUUUCGACAAACUGAACCAGGAGGAAAUCAUGUCCAUACUUUCACAACAAAUCCAACAGGCUCGGGCGAAGAUUACAUGCCACCAUUUAUGACUGUAUUUGCAUGGUACCGCGUUCAAUGA